AUGAGUGACCAAGUAACUGCCCCUAAGGGCAAGGAAGUUCUGUUUGAUUUUUUUGACAAAUACAAUGCCCGGCCUUCUGUGCCUGGCAUAGAUUGGGCACAGAACAGUUGGCACAAUUUGCAGAGUGUCGUAGGCCGAAUGGUUGCUCUGCGGGAGGACGCUCGGGUCCGCUCUGGGAAAGGGAAAGCCAUUGUUUGUGCCGUGCUAGCGGCAGCGGGGGCGAGAGACUGCCCUCAUGCCACUGAAUCUCAGACCAUAGAAUCUCUCCAAACCCUGGUUCAAACCCUGCGGGGACAAGCUGGCAAAUUAAAAAAACAACUGAAAGAGGAAAAGGACCAGGUUAAAAUUUUACAAGCUGCUCUUAAGGAGCAACUGCUUGUGAAUGCCGUCUGUGAGGAGGCACCCCAUCAAACUAUUUACCCUAUUAAUGACCUGCAGGCAGUGAGAGAAAAAUUAGAGAGACCAGAACCACCCUCGCUGCGACCCUUAGUUAAAACCAAAUACAGUUACAAAGAUGAGCAGGACCAUUUUCCCCAAGUUACAACUAAAGAAAUCCCCUACACUGCCACUGAAUUGGUGAAAUUGAAAAAGGAUUUUGGCCGAACCCCAAAGGAAUCAGAGACGGAUUAUGUGUGGAGAGUGUCACUAUCAGGAGGGGAUCAAAUUUUGCUCAGUGAAAGGGAGGUGGAAGGAUAUUGGGGGCCAGGACUAUUCUUAACUACCGGAGACCACCGAGCCCCCUGGUCUCCUACCCAGUGAGCGGCUUAUUGGGCAGGAGGGUUGAACCCCCUGGAAAGGGGGGAUCCUCUCGCAAUUAUGGGAACUAUUGAUCAAUUGGUGGAAAGUGUGCAGAAAGCGGCUUGCCUGCAAAUGAUGUACGAUUGGAAAUUAGAACCUAGGCAGGAAUCCCCAAUGGUGAUGCUGGUGGAUCCCGAGCGAAUGACUCCCCUUAUAAGGGGACUCCCCGACUCAUUAAAACCAAUUGGGAUUAAAAUACAGGGAAAAAUAGAGGCAGCUUUAGAGGGAUUUGCUCCUGAUCAGCCUCGCGGACCCCCAGAUAGGAAAGUGUGGACUUGGGGUGAAGUAGCCCAAGAGUUAAUCAAUUAUGGGCGCAAAUAUGGCCCCGUUGGCCCUUCAGCCACCAGAAAUCUAAGGCGGGCCGAAGUUAAAAUGGUCCCGCGCUCUGGUGAUGCAAAAAAGCCGCCCCUCAUAAAACCAUCUCGGGGGAGGGACUUUCCAAAGAAGCGCAGUAGCUUGUGGGCAAAGGGCUGGCAAAAGGGGAUCCCACGUGACGUAAUGGAUGGGCUGCCAACAGACAAGUUAAGCUGGUGA
Pelecanus crispus (Dalmatian pelican) is the source of this 1332-nucleotide messenger RNA. The record is from RefSeq and is a predicted model, not a curated record. Lineage: Eukaryota; Metazoa; Chordata; Aves; Pelecaniformes; Pelecanidae.